AGUAGUCGCCUCGGUCGAGCUCGCUCAGCUGAGCCAGUGUGCUGCCAGCAACAGGAGGAUAAAGGUCACGGUGUUAUUGUACCGCUCUCCCGAUCCGGGCUGACUUGACUUGCCGUGUUGCAACGGCACUCCCUCCUGGAGGUCACGCGUUAGAACUUUUUGAUAAUGUCGAAAGCUGCUUUAGGCGCCAAUGGUUUCGAUAUAUGGUGGAUGUAAGCGAAUUAUCAUGGUUUUUAGAACCCUUUAACAGAUAACGAAUAUCAGAUUGGAACAGUCUGGCAAAAACUUUUGGAGAACUUUAAUCUAUUCCGAAGUUUGUUCUUGAAAAAGAUGUUGGCUUUACCGUCUUGGUGCAUUGGAUACAUCGCUAUUUUCCAAGCGUGUUUAGCGAUCCAGGAAUGGAACCAGGAGCCUUCCAGAACAGAAGUGAACCCGGGUGGCAGCGACGUCCUUAUCUGCAAGAUAUACAAUAAGCAAGGAACCUGCUCAUGGCAGAAGGACGGAAAGCCCCAGGGGAUGUUCGUCGGCAAGUACGAAUGGAGCGGCGACCGAAUGGCCGGCGAUUGUUCCAUCAGGAUCUCGGACGCCAGCGAAGUCGACGACGGCGACUGGGAAUGCCAAGUGACAGCCUCUGCCUUCACAGCCCAGGACGCCUUGACGUCCAGGAUAGCGCAGCUCAUCGUCAGAGUUGCCCCGAAUCUCCCUCAAAUGGAAUUUGAGACUCUGCGCGUCGCCUCAGGCCAGAAAUUCACUGUCACGGAAGGACGUCCUGGCAGCAUUAAGUGUCUGGCAAGAUAUGGCAACCCUCCUGCGCGUAUAAGGUGGUUCAUAGGAGACCGUGAACUUCCUGACGACGAGUACAUCCAGACGAACGCCACCGAGGUCGACCGUCCAAAGACCUGGAUGGCCAUGAGUUUCCUGACCCACACUUACGUCAAGGAGGACCACGGGCUGCCCCUCCGCUGCGUCUCUCUCCACCAGGCCUACCACAGGAAAGUGGAAGCUGUGGAGGCCAUUAUGGAUGUUAUGUACGCCCCAACCGUGAACUUGGAAGGAGCGCCUAUGAGAGACAUAGAGGAAUACAUCGACACCGUCAGCCUUAGGUGCAUAGCCAACGCCAACCCACCAGCCAGCGUCGUCUGGAGAGUCCUGGGGAGGAUGGACGUCGUCAGCUUCGAUCCGGAAAUCACUUUCAAUCCAGCCACGAGGAAAAAUUCGGGCAUCUACACUUGCGAGGCCAGGAACUCCAUAGGCUCGUCUGAUCCCGUCUCCGUCAAAGUGGAUGUUAAAUAUCCUGCACGGGUUCUUCAAGUUGGUCCUUUGCUGUACAUGACCGUCACUCUCCACAAUCACACACUUCUAGAGUGCUUGGCAGAGGGCAACCCACCCCCUCAGUACACCUGGAUACAGACGAUCCCCGAUGGUGACCGGACGUUAGUCAGGAGUCACAACGCGACCCUCCUGCUCGAUAGCCUGACGUACGAGCACCAGGGGAAGUACGUCUGCGUCGCCUCCAACACCAUCAAAGGCGACAUCAUCGAGGACUCCAGCCAACCCAUUACCCUCGAAGUCGUUGGAGCCCCCCACGUCCUUCGCUACACGGUCAACAGGAACAUCGAGGUGGCCCAAGGAGACGACGCCGUCAUCCAGGUAGUAUUCUGCUCGGAUCCUCAGCCUUCCAGGACCACAUGGGAAUGGGGAUCCUUAACUCUUGACGCCGGCAAUGGCAGGGGAAGAUAUAUUGCCGAAAACAUAGCCCAGGACUCACGAGAGGACUGCUACACGGCGAGGCUGUGGGUGCAGAGUGUCGAUCACUCAGACGCCCGAGACUACCAACUCUACGUAGAGAACUCCAAAGGAGCCGACAGCUACACCGUCAGCCUCUUCGUUAAUGCAGGAGAUGUCCACAAACCCCUCCUGCAGCGCGUUCCCCCUUCGGCGGAGGCGCUGCUCAUGUCCACCAUCAUCGGCGCCGUCAUCGUCCUCCUGGUGCUGCUCAUCAUCAUCACGCUCUUGGUCUUGUAUGCUUUCAAGACCGAAAGGUGGUGUUUCUCUCGUAGAAAUGUAACCACUGAAGAAGAAGAAAACCACUGUUAGAAAAGGAAAGCGACGCAGCUUGAGGAUGCGAAGGCAAAAUCAGGAUACGUAAGAAGAAGAAGAAGAAAAAGAAGAAGAGGCUGCGAGUUCUUACAAGCUUAAAGAGGAACUUGUCUUCCUGCACUUUUUAUAAUUCCCUUCAUAAUAACAAUAAAAAAAGCAAACAAAACAUAUCACCCGUGUGUAUGAAUGAGAGAAGAUACAAGUCGAUUAUAUACGAGAACAUCGAGAGAAAGGUCAACAGCGACAAAAAAGAAAAAAAAACCCAAGUGAGACUGGAUUUUUGUUAGAACAGUCGCCGGUCUGUCUAGUAACCAUAUCCUGGUAAGUUUACCUGUUUACGUAGAUGAAAACGCCGCUGUCAGAAUCCAGCACCGAGAAUAUUGGAAAAUUAAGUUCAUGUGGACACCAAUUACGUCAGUGGUUAUGUCAUCCCCUGAAAAUGACGCCAGG
Molecule: messenger RNA, 2550 nt
Organism: Macrobrachium nipponense
Lineage: Eukaryota; Metazoa; Arthropoda; Malacostraca; Decapoda; Palaemonidae
Product: matrix-remodeling-associated protein 5-like
Biological process (GO): cell-cell adhesion
Cellular component (GO): plasma membrane; cell-cell junction
Molecular function (GO): cell adhesion molecule binding
Source: RefSeq, a predicted model, not a curated record